This is a messenger RNA of Malania oleifera, 1216 nucleotides long. Its product is annotated as cytochrome b6-f complex iron-sulfur subunit, chloroplastic. The transcript is spliced from 5 exons. NCBI's taxonomy places the organism in Eukaryota, Viridiplantae, Streptophyta, Magnoliopsida, Santalales, Ximeniaceae. Bases 274 to 960 code for a protein of 228 amino acids. Gene Ontology annotation, molecular function: oxidoreductase activity; 2 iron, 2 sulfur cluster binding. The record is from RefSeq and is a predicted model, not a curated record. Gene Ontology annotation, cellular component: plasma membrane.
GGGCCGUGGCUCAUAGCAUUGCUCUGCCAGUAAGUAGGGUAGUAGGCUGUCAUGCCGGAGCCCAACCCAUACUGGAUAGGGGAAAAGGUGAUCCAUAAAAUAUGUGGCUACGUGACACCAAUCAUCUUCCUUCAGAGAAUAACCCAGCUGCCUUAUCAACACACGCCGCGGCGCUUGCUGCUCGCCAUAUCAAAAGGACUGAGCUCCCCCAUAACUAUAAUAGGCAAAAUCUGAACUCAAAUUUUGAGAUCUCAAAAGAGAAGCUAGCUAGCCAUGGCCUCCUCUACCCUAUCCCCUGCAACCCCAUCUCAGCUGUUCUCUAGCAGGAGUGGAAUUUUCUCUCCUUCACAAGCUCUGGUAAAACCCGCGAGGACCCGUUUGGGUGGAAAGGAAAGGGGGAUGGGAAUCAAGUGCCAGGCCGCGGGUAUUCCGGCGGACCGAGUUCCAGACAUGGGUAAGAGGCAGCUCAUGAAUCUGCUUCUGCUGGGUUCCAUUUCGCUUCCCACUGCAUUCAUGGUUGUUCCUUAUGCGGCAUUCUUUGUUCCGCCUGGGUCAGGAUCUGGUAGUGAUGGCAUUGUCGCAAAGGAUGCCGUAGGAAAUGAUAUCAUCGCAGCGCAGUGGCUUAAAAUCCACGGACCUGGGGACCGAACCCUCUCACAAGGAUUGAGGGGAGAUCCCACCUAUCUUGUUGUGGAGAAUGACAGAACUCUUGCAACAUAUGGAAUCAAUGCUGUCUGCACACACCUUGGGUGUGUUGUGCCAUGGAAUACUGCUGAGAACAGGUUCAUCUGCCCCUGCCAUGGAUCCCAGUACAACAACCAAGGAAGAGUUGUCCGAGGACCAGCCCCUCUGUCAUUGGCAUUGGCACACUGUGAUGUUGAUGUCGACACAGGGAAGGUGGUGUUUGUCCCUUGGCUUGAGACAGAUUUCAGAACUGGUGAAGCUCCAUGGUGGGCUUAAAGCUCUCUACUCAUCACAAAGUUUCUAGUUCAAGUACACUGCAUGCAUAACAAACCACCUUGUAUCAUAGACUUAUCUUCGCUGAAAUGAAAGCUUGUCAAGCAAUUAAGGAACUGAUAUGAACUUGGCAUUGAUCGACUUUUUGUAAUCAUGCCAUACAAUCUAUUUCAGUUUUUUCUUCUUUUUUUUUCGGAAAAUAGUUUGGAAAUCCUUUCCAAAACAUUUGUGUGAUAAAUGAGCAAUAUCCCUUCAAUAA